Messenger RNA from Purpureocillium takamizusanense, 1487 nucleotides. RefSeq names its product U2 snRNP complex subunit (gene LEA1). Gene Ontology annotation, biological process: mRNA splicing, via spliceosome. Gene Ontology annotation, molecular function: protein binding; U2 snRNA binding. The record is from RefSeq and is a predicted model, not a curated record. Bases 302 to 1033 code for a protein of 243 amino acids. The transcript is spliced from 4 exons. NCBI's taxonomy places the organism in Eukaryota, Fungi, Ascomycota, Sordariomycetes, Hypocreales, Ophiocordycipitaceae. Gene Ontology annotation, cellular component: U2 snRNP.
AGCACCUCAGCCUUGUCCAUCUUGAACCAAUCACCCACCAUCGAAGCCAAAAAAGCAAGAAAGCAGACGCAACACCACGACGACAUUUGCGCCUGGGGACUCUGCGCGCCGCCGAGUCGCCUGCGAACACAAACACGAUCCCCCCCAAACAAUACCUCGUCUCCCGCAGUCGGCCGCACGCGCGCGCGCCCCCCCCCCGGUCCGAACAACCUCUCCCGCCGCUCCUCCUUACCUCUUUCCCUUCCCUUCCGCCGCGGUGCCGGCUGCUGCCCGGCCGCCGAGGUAACCCGCCGCCGCCGCGAUGAGGCUCACCGCGGAGCUCAUCCAGGACUCCCUCUCCUACCUCAACCCGCUCAAGGAGCGCGAGCUUGAUCUCCGAGGACAGAGAAUCCCUGCCAUUGAGAACCUAGGCGUUGCUGGCCCCCACGAUGCCAUCGACUUCACAGACAACGACAUCCAGGUGCUGGGCAACUUCCCGCUGUCGCCGCGCAUACAGACGUUGCUGCUGGCGCGCAACCGCGUCGCCAGCAUCCAGGUGGGCCUGCCCAAGGCCAUACCCAACCUAAAGAACCUUGUUCUGGCGUCCAACAACAUCGCCGAGCUUGCAGACCUUGACGUGCUGGCCAAGUUCGCUCGCCUAACGCACCUGGUCCUCGUCGACAACCCCGUUACGAAGAAAGAACACUACCGGUAUUGGGUCCUCUGGCGCUGCCCGACCGUGCGGUUUCUCGACUACGAAAAGGUGAAGGAGGCAGAGAGGGAACGCGGACGCGAGCUGUUCGGCACGGAGGAGGAGCCGACGGCCCUGGCCACGCAGAUCAUGCACAAGAAGACCAAGACGCUCGAGACCCGGGCCAACGGCGCGGCCGCGCCGUCAAAGCUGUCGCGGAUCAAGCUCACCGAGGAGGAAAAGGCAAAGCUGCAGGAACGCAUAAGGAACGCGACGAGUCUGCAGGAGAUUAUUGCGUUGGAGCGGGAGCUCAACGAGGGCCGGCUACCGUCGGGCAUCCAGGGCGAUGCCAUGGAGGAGUAGCAGGCCCGGACGGGACCUUUCGCCGUGACGGCGAGCACUUGGCGAUGACUGUUUUUUCACGCUCGGCGUGGUCAGGGAUUAUGGUAUGGCUUUCACGACUAUAAAAGGGUCUGGAUCAGGAGGGGAUUGAUCCGAUCACGUCACCGACUUCUACCAGUGGAAGAAACUGCUGGUGCGAUUACAUAGUGACAGCUACGGAAAACGGCACUUGAUAUUCUAAACUCUUUGAUUUGCUGUCGGGGGGUCUUGUGGCACCAGAUGUGCCGCCUUCUGACAGCGCAGGCCCCUGAAGAAUCCCACGAAACUUCUGCCGUUCCGAAAUGCUGCUUCCAUCGACUGCUCUGGUUCAGCGCCGACAGUCGAUGCGACCGACGCAUGAUGUGACUGAGUUGAGCAAUCAUCUCCCACCGGCCCUCCCCGACUCCGGUUCCUACCCCGACAUAUGUACGUCCCC